Molecule: messenger RNA, 640 nt
Organism: Westerdykella ornata
Lineage: Eukaryota; Fungi; Ascomycota; Dothideomycetes; Pleosporales; Sporormiaceae
Product: small nuclear ribonucleoprotein-like protein G
Exons: 3
Coding region: 60-314 (84 amino acids)
Biological process (GO): spliceosomal snRNP assembly; mRNA splicing, via spliceosome
Cellular component (GO): P granule; U2-type prespliceosome; SMN-Sm protein complex
Molecular function (GO): RNA binding
Source: RefSeq, a predicted model, not a curated record
ACCGCACUUCUAUCCCAACCGACGCCGCACCGCGUUUUCCGCCCAGAACCACCGACAAGAUGCCUGCCGCACAGCCAGAACUCAAGAAAUACCUCGACAAGCGCGUCCUCGUUCAGCUCAACGGCAGCCGCAAGGUCAUGGGCCUGCUCCGCGGGUACGACGUAUACCUGAACAUUGUGCUCGAUGAGGCGCUGGAGGAGAAGCCGAGCGGGGAGAAAGUCCGGAUCGGCAUGGUUGUGAUUCGAGGGAACUCUGUCGUUAUGCUUGAGGCAUUGGAUCGUAUUCACCAUGAGGAACCGAGACCUGGAAGAUAGAGAUCCCAUGGCCAAUGGACGACUCCUUAUUCAGAUGAGGUAAACGAACAUCGAGCUUGGUGUAUGGCGGCACGGCGUUUGAGGGAAAUUCAUUCUGGGUAAUUGCCCCUCCGGCUUCCAUUCUACAAUAGAUGGUCUGCGCGAGGAUACAGGCAUGGGGCCGAUAUGGUGUGCACCGAAUGUUGACAUGACUAUGUCUUAUAGGGUCGAAGUAUGACAUGAUACCACACGGCGACCAUUGCGAAUGCAGCAUUGAGACGGGUAUAGGUUCUAUAAAAAUCACCGCGGAACAGCAAAGGAUAAAUCUACACUAUAAUCUCGCCUUC